Molecule: messenger RNA, 3594 nt
Organism: Zalophus californianus (California sea lion)
Lineage: Eukaryota; Metazoa; Chordata; Mammalia; Carnivora; Otariidae
Gene: FDFT1
Product: farnesyl-diphosphate farnesyltransferase 1
Exons: 7
Coding region: 14-1477 (487 amino acids)
Biological process (GO): farnesyl diphosphate metabolic process; cholesterol biosynthetic process
Cellular component (GO): endoplasmic reticulum membrane
Molecular function (GO): squalene synthase [NAD(P)H] activity
Source: RefSeq, a predicted model, not a curated record
CUCGCUCAGGUCUAUGGAGGAAAAACUCUACGCGGGCCCUACGACUCCGAUGGCCGUGGCCGCCUGCGGCAUCAAGGCCAUGUCCCUGUUCAAGCGGACCUUGGUGCUGAGCCCCGCCGCAGCACCCCGGGGCACGGGCACUGCCGCAGGCUCCGCGCCGCGCGGCUGCCCCUUGUCUCCCGCCGCCUGGCCCUCCAAGGACUGGCCGCGCGGGGAGGGCGUCUGCGGCAGGCUGCGGACCCCGCCGGCAGUCGGCCGCCUGCCCCUGUCCCACUCCUGCCGCUCUGCAUCUCCCACCUCCGCCUGUCUUCUCUGCCCCCAGGACUCGCUGAGCAGCAGCUUGAAAACUUGUUACAAGUAUCUCAAUCAGACCAGUCGCAGUUUUGCAGCUGUCAUCGAGGCGCUGGAUGGGGAAAUGCGUCAUGCGGUAUGCAUAUUUUAUCUGGUCCUCCGAGCCCUGGACACUCUGGAAGAUGACAUGACCAUCAGUGUAGAAAAAAAAGUCCCACUGCUACACAACUUUCACUCUUACCUUUACGAACCCGACUGGCGGUAUAUGGACAGCAAGGAGAAAGAUCGACAAGUGCUAGAGGACUUCCCAACGAUCUCCCUUGAGUUUAGAAAUUUGGCUGAGAAAUAUCAAACAGUGAUUGUUGACAUUUGCCGGAAAAUGGGAGUUGGGAUGGCGGAGUUUUUGGAUAAACACGUAACAUCUGAACAGGAGUGGGACAAGUACUGUCACUAUGUCGCCGGGCUGGUGGGAAUUGGCCUUUCCCGUCUAUUCUCAGCCUCAGAGUUAGAAGACCCCUUAGUUGGUGAAGACGUAGAGUGUGCCAAUUCUAUGGGCCUGUUUCUGCAGAAAACAAACAUCAUUCGUGAUUAUCUGGAAGACCAGCGAGAAGGAAGAGAGUUUUGGCCUCAAGAGGUUUGGAGCAAAUAUGUUAAGAAGUUGGGCGAUUUUGCUAAACCACAGAAUAUUGACUUGGCUGUGAAGUGCCUGAACGAACUUAUAACCAACGCACUACACCACAUCCCAGAUGUCAUCACUUACCUUUCAAGACUUAGAAACCAAAGUGUGUUUAACUUCUGCGCUAUUCCACAGGUGAUGGCCAUUGCCACUCUGGCUGCCUGUUAUAAUAAUCAGCAGGUGUUCAAAGGCGUAGUGAAGAUCCGAAAAGGGCAAGCAGUAACUCUAAUGAUGGACGCCACCAAUAUGCCGGCGGUCAAAGCUAUAAUCUACCAGUACAUGGAAGAGAUUUAUCAUAGAAUCCCCAGCUCAGACCCAUCUUCUGGUAAAACAAGGCAGAUCAUCUCCACCAUCAGGACACAGAAUCUUCCCAAUUGUCAGCUGAUCUCCCGAAGUCACUACUCCCCUAUUUACCUGUCAUUUGUCAUGCUCUUGGCUGCCCUGAGCUGGCAGUACCUGAGCACCCUGUCCCAGGUCCCAGAAGACUAUGUUCAGACCGGAGAGCACUGACUGGGAUAUUGGUCUGGAAGCUCAAGUUCACCCUGAAAUGGGCUGGCCUUUUCUUCAAGAAAAAGGAUAUUGGUACCCCCCUCCCCCCUUUUUUCCCUCCCGCUUUAAUCCCUGAAAGAACUCUGUGGACUUGAGACUUUUAGAAACUGUGACAUGUGGUCAAGAAGCUAAGAAUACAAGGGAAGGCUACCUCACCCUCGGCAGGCAGGCCCUCGCGGGUGGUGCUCACGACUGCGCGCCAUGGCCAACAGCAGAGGGCCGCUCACUGCAGGUCAGGGGACAUGGUGGCAUGUGGGGCUGCCGAGAGGUCUUACUUAGUGUGAAUCUUGACUAGAAUUCUAAUUAAAUGUAUUUAAUUUGAAGCAACCUUGGAAUACAUGUCCUUGUACAAAGUGAAGUGAAUUUUCUCCGUUGGGUUCCCGUUUUUCUCAUCGUUUUAUUCAGUUGAUUUGAAUGCAGUAGACGUCCGUGUUUGUAGGUCUAGGCAACAGCCCUAGGUUUCCUAAGAGUGCAGACUGUCUUCUGCCCAUGAAGGCUAAGGACUGACUUCUGGGGGUUCUGGAAUUGCUUCCUGGUUUAAAAGGAGGUUAGCUUUCAGAAAGAAACUGCAGGAUUGCUUUGGGUCCCAUCGUGGAAGACUGGCCUCCAGUUAAGGCUGACUUUUUAAGAAGACAUCAUAUAUAAAGAUGUGUUUAUAAUGAACUGAGUUACUUUGCAUCUGUGGAGGGCAGCUCAUUUGAAAGCCUGGAUGAGCACGGCAAAUAGGAACGCAAGAAUGGAGUCAGUGAUGGAGGGACUGAUGGCCGUCUGCGGCCCCCGCAGAGCCAGCCAGAGCAGGACCAAGAAGAAGGACCCAGCUGCCUGGGCCCUGCACGGCUGUGCCUGCUGGAAACGAGCCUGCGAGCCUGCGGUAGCCUCGCCUCCCUGGCCAGCUUGGGACCUACACUCCCUCUACCAGCCUGCUGUCCCCCUUGGCCGACUCUUAGCCGCAUGCAGAAAUGUUACCAUGUCCAGGAUUUUUGUGGGUUUUUUUUGUCUUUUGUUUCUUUUUUUUUUUUAAAUCACCAGUUUAUACAUGGAAGCCUCAAGAAAGGCAACGUGUGUUUUCAGGUGAUGGGCUGGAAAGCCGAAGAGCAUUUAGCCUCCUCCUUCUAGCAUCACUGUCUGCCUUGAGCCCCGCACAGGCCGGGGGUGUGAGGCACACUCACCCAGGACCUUACUGCAAAUCUAGGCCUGGGCCGGGGAGGACACGGCCCCUCUUGGAGGGUGUUUGAAAAAGCCCCUCAAGCUGAGGAAUCACGGUUGUGGGGCAUGAAAGUACUUUCUAGAAGCCAUUCAUACCCUCGGUGUAUAUAGCCUGCUCUUCCGCUGCAGUUCUUUGUGUGCGGUGAUGUAAUCAUUGAAGCUGAGGGUUUUCCAAAACCAGCAGGAGUGCUGGUCUCGCAUUGUUACACACGUACUCACACUGCUGUCCCUUCAUGUCCCCGGCUGCCACCGAACACAGUGGCCUAGUUUCGGUCCCUGGAAGCUGUGGUGAAUUGGUUCAUCUGAGGGUCGGUCCUGGACAAACUUGUCACCACGCUGAAGCCAGGCGUUUGCCGCAUGGGGUACAGCUCUGAGCCAGGUUCCCCAGGAAUUUUCCUAGUAAUUUAAGCAUCAGAACUUGGUUUAAGAUUCCAAGGUGGGUUGUUAGAAAUUUGUGUGUUGAAAUGCUGGAUGAGUUCUGCUACAACCCAUGUAGGACAGAGAACAACCUGGUGGAAAUCUUGGUCUGGGGUGGGUGUACUGGAAGGUUUCUUUCCUGGCUCAGUCAUGACCUGCGGGACUUUCUGAGCUUCUGUAUGGUUUAGAAGAUCUCCUAGGCCCCUCCCGGCCAUAAAGUUAUGUGACUUUUACUAUCACGGACUCGUGCAAAGUCUUAGCUCUUGUGCCCACUCCUGAGUGCUUUGGAAGAUCAUUUUCCUUCUAAAUAUAUUUCUCUAUUAAAAUUGCCAGAUAAAAUAUAGGAUGCCCAGUUAAACUAGAAUUUGACACACUAGUUUUGUUUUGUUUUAGUAUAAUCAUGUCCCAAAUAUUGCACAGGACUUAUUUCUACUAAAAAAUUACUUGCUCUGAAA